This is a messenger RNA of Pristis pectinata (smalltooth sawfish), 1275 nucleotides long. It is a transcript of the gene agbl4, whose product is annotated as AGBL carboxypeptidase 4. The record is from RefSeq and is a predicted model, not a curated record. The annotation marks the transcript as partial. NCBI's taxonomy places the organism in Eukaryota, Metazoa, Chordata, Chondrichthyes, Rhinopristiformes, Pristidae. Gene Ontology annotation, biological process: proteolysis. Gene Ontology annotation, molecular function: metallocarboxypeptidase activity; zinc ion binding. The transcript has 10 exons.
ACUGAAGGAUUUUUCACCUCUGCAGGUAGUGAAAAUGGGGGUGAAGAUGCAGUAGUUGGGAAUGUGAGUAAAUUUCUCGUCAUUCCUACUGGCUAUUGUGGGGUCCCUAAGAAGGGUCACCUAAUAUUUGAUGCAUGUUUUGAAAGUGGAAACCUAGGUCGUGUAGACUACAUCUCAGAAUUUGAAUAUGAUCUGUUUAUCAGACCAGAUACUUGCAAUCCUCGAUUCCGAGUUUGGUUUGACUUUACUGUAGAAAAUAUGAAGGAAUAUCAGAGGGUAAUUUUCAACAUUGUCAACUUCAGCAAAACCAAGAGUCUCUACAGAGAUGGAAUGACUCCAGUUGUCAAAUCCACCAACAGAACAAAAUGGCAAAGACUUCCUUCAAAAAAUGUCUAUUACUACCGCUGUCCAGCUCAUCGGAAAAACUACGUUAUGUCAUUUGCCUUUUGCUUUGAUCGGGAUAAUGAGGUGUACCAAUUUGCUUACUGCUACCCUUAUACCUACACUCACCUGCAACAUUACCUAGAUAUCCUGGAAAGGAGGAAUAUGGAUUACUUCAAAAGGGAUUUGCUUGGUCUAAGUGUGCAACAACGUCGCCUUGACCUUCUGACCAUAACAAACCCUGUGAAUCUCAGUCCAGGAGCAGAGCAAAAGGUCAUUUUCAUCACAGCCCGUGUUCACCCUGGGGAAACACCUGCAUCAUUUGUGUGUCAGGGUUUUAUUGAUUUUCUUGUCAGUCAGCACUCAGUGGCCAAGAUUUUACGUGAUGUUCUAGUCUUUAAAAUUGUGCCUAUGCUAAAUCCUGAUGGAGUUUUCUUAGGUAAUUACAGGUGCUCUUUAAUGGGGUUUGAUCUAAAUCGACACUGGCAGGAUCCCUCCGCUUGGGCUCACCCUACACUUUAUGGAGUUAAGCAGCUGAUUGUGCAAAUGUAUGAUAACCCGAAAGCAAGCAUGGAAUUCUACAUUGAUAUCCAUGCUCAUUCAACUAUGAUGAAUGGAUUUAUGUAUGGAAACAUCUUUGAGGAUGAAGAGAGAUUCCAGAGGCAAGCCAUCUUUCCCAAGCUUCUUUGUCAAAAUGCAGAGGACUUUUCUUUCUCUAGUACUUGCUUUAAUCGAGAUGCUCUGAAGGCAGGCACAGGACGCCGUUUCCUUGGUGGUCUUCUGGAUGAUACCUCCUAUUGCUACACACUGGAAGUUUCCUUUUAUAGUUAUGUUGUAGGAGGAACUACCAGCACAGUUCCUUACACUGAAGAAGCCUGUAUCCUUUUAAAUUUA